AUGAAUGUUAGUACUAGUGCAUUAGGAGUUAGAAGAAGAAAGGCAAAUACUCAAAACAUCGAUGAUGAAGAGAAUGCAGCUAUAUUGAAAUUAGGACCAGAAUUCCAAUUAACUCAAAUAACAAAUUCAGGAGAACAAGAACAAUUAAUUGCAUUAAAUUUAUCAGAAGCAAGAUUAUUAAUUAGAGCUGCUUUAAAAGAACGAAAAUCUAAACUAACUGGUAAUAAAAAGAAAGUGAAGCUAGAGAAUAAUGGAGAUGGAAGUACAACGGAUAGUAAACAACAGCAAGGAGAUCAUGAUGAUGAAGAUGAUGAAGAUGAAGAUAAUGAAAAAGAAGAUGAGAUUUCAAAUAUGGAAUUAGCUGGUCCCAAUUCAAAUGAAAUUAUUCAUAAGACUUUAAAUUAUUUAUCAAAUUUUGCCAGAUUUAAGAAUUCAAGUUCAACAGAAACAGUUGAGAAAUUAUUAAAUGAUUUUAGUUUACUGGCAGCAAUUGAACCUUUACAUCCAUUUGAAUUGGCUCAAUUAGGGACAUUAGAAUGUGAAGAUGCUGAAGAAGCUAAAUCAUUAAUUCCAAGUUUAACUAAUAAAGUUAGUGAUGUUCAAUUACAAACUUUAUUAACUGAAUUAAGAAAAUAUCAAACUUUAUCAUAG
Hemisphaericaspora subhashii is the source of this 651-nucleotide messenger RNA. It is a transcript of the gene RPB4, whose product is annotated as DNA-directed RNA polymerase II subunit. Gene Ontology annotation, cellular component: RNA polymerase II, core complex; P-body. Gene Ontology annotation, molecular function: nucleotide binding; translation initiation factor binding. The coding region runs from base 1 to 651 and encodes 216 amino acids. The record is from RefSeq and is a predicted model, not a curated record. NCBI's taxonomy places the organism in Eukaryota, Fungi, Ascomycota, Pichiomycetes, Serinales, Debaryomycetaceae. Gene Ontology annotation, biological process: transcription initiation at RNA polymerase II promoter; nuclear-transcribed mRNA catabolic process, deadenylation-dependent decay; positive regulation of translational initiation. The transcript has a single exon.